AACCCCAAAUCCACAAUCUCAGAAAAUUAGAAUAUGAUACUCUGAAAAGUAUACAGAAUAUGAUACUCUGAAAAGUAUACAGUGUACUGUGCUUGAUUGGCCAGCAAACUCGCCUGACCUGACCCCAUGGAGAAUCUAUGGGGCAUUGCCGAGAGAAGGAUGAGAGACAUGAGACCAAACAAUGCAGAAUUGCUGAAGGCCGCUAAUGAAGCAUCCUGGUCUUCCAUAAUACCUCAUCAGUGCCACAGGCUGAUAGCAUCCAUGCCACGCCGCAUUGAGGCAGUAAUUGCUGCAAAAGGGGCCCAAACCAAGUACUGAAUACAUAUGCAUGCUUAUACUUUUCAGAGGUGAGAAUAAUUUCCCAUUUUGCUAUUCCACCACGUCCGUGGAGAGUGGUGAUGGCUGAAUAUGUCAGUCCUGUCUUCAGCUUCCAAAAUAGAUAUUUCAGAAUAAAGGCCUUUCGGACAGAGCACAAAAGCAAGAUGAUGUGUAAACUACAGGAUGCCCAACAGCGUCGGAAAGAGAUUUAAACCGACGAAAUACAUCCCUGUCUCCACAGCCGCUGCCUUAUUAGUGGGAUCUACUACUUUGUUCUUCGUUUUCACGUGCCCCUGGUUAACAAGAGCCGUCUCCCCAGCCAUCCCUCUGUACAAUGGGCUCGUGUUCCUGUUUGUACUUGCAAACUUCAGCAUGGCGACAUUCAUGGACCCUGGGGUUUUCCCACGAGCAGAUGAAGAUGAGGAUAAAGAUGACGAUUUCCGAGCUCCGCUCUACAAGAACGUGGAGAUUAAAGGCAUCCAAGUACGGAUGAAAUGGUGCGCCACCUGCCACUUCUACCGCCCUCCACGCUGUUCCCACUGUAGUGUCUGCGACAACUGUGUUGAGGACUUUGACCAUCACUGCCCUUGGGUCAAUAACUGCAUAGGACGGAGGAACUACCGGUAUUUUUUCCUUUUCUUGCUGUCUUUAAGUGCCCACAUGGUUGGAGUGUUUACUUUUGGGCUCAUCUAUGUUUUGAACCAUGCGGAGAAGCUUGGGGCGGCACACACUACGAUCACCAUAGCUGUAAUGUGUGUGGCUGGACUGUUUUUCAUCCCCGUCAUUGGCCUCACAGGUUUCCAUAUUGUUUUAGUGGCCCGAGGACGCACAACCAAUGAACAGGUGACGGGUAAGUUCCGCGGAGGAGUGAAUCCUUUCACUCGAGGAUGCUGUGGUAAUGUGGAACAUGUUCUCUGCAGCCCUCUGGCACCCAGGUACAUUGUUGAGCCAAAGAAGAAACAACCAGUAAGCAUGAAACCACCUUUCCUGAGACCAGACUUAACUGAACGACAGAUCACAGUGAAGAUAAGUGACAAUGGCAUCCAAGCUAAUCUUAACCGGAGCAAGUCUAAAGUUAGCCUGGAAGGGCUGGAAGAUAAAUCCAUGGAUAUACAACCGCCUCUACCCCCAAAAGGAGAUUCCAGCAAAUACAGUGAGCUGGGAAGCAGCGAAGAGAGCAGCCUUUCACCCAAGCUGAUCAGUCCUCCCACCCCUGCGAUGUACAAGUAUCGGCCAGCUUUCAGCAACAACCCUAAAGUACACUACCAUGGAGCAUCUGAGCAGAUCUCCAUACAGGAAGGACACAAGCAGGCGUCUGUGAUGGAGGAGAACGACAGUAGCCUUGAUUACCAGUCAGAACCCAGCCUUGGUAUCCCCAACUACCGGAAGAGUUCCCUUCACAAGACUUACCAAUCUUCCCCUCUCCAGAUAGACUCAUUUGCUAUCAAUUCGAGGUCUCUGAGCCUGAAAUCAGCCAGCCGGAGGGGAACAGACAAAAUGGCCCUCCAUCCCAUCAGGUCGGAAGGGGCCGCCUCCACACCUUAUAAAAGCGUCUUUUCUCCCAACUCCCUGUCAAACAGGAAUGGAAGUUUGUCCUACGACAGCUUGCUCAAUCCCAUGUCCCCCUCAGGGAGGAGGUGCAUAGCUCAUUCUGCUGUGGGAUCCAUAGGGUACCACUCGCCAUAUUUGUCUGCCAAAAUGUGCCACCUUCGGGGCAGAGAGCUGCAGCGCCUGCCCCCGCAGAGCUUCAGCCCCGUGCUGGGGAGCCCGGCCCCACACCCACGCGACCCCUCACCAGUUCGCUAUGACAACCUGUCAAAAACGAUCAUGGCCUCCAUUCAGGAGAGGAAAGAAAUGGAGGAGAGGGAGAAACUCCUCCUCUCUCACCCAGACUCUGUGUAUGCAGACUCAGGGGUGUACGACACCCCUAGCUCUUACAGCCUUCAGCAAGUCAACAUGCUCUCGGAAGACCCUCGUGGCAUAGCCCUGAGAUAUGGCUCUAGAGACAAUCUGAUGAGCGCGACCAGCUUUAGCACGAGGAACCCUGUCCUGCAGGCCUCUGUUUCUUCGCUCUCAAGUGCAAUGACCAGAGCAUCAAGGACUUCCACUCCUUCCCUUCAAGCUGACUUAGCCAAUAACAAUGUCCAGGCCCAUCAGUCGCUGCAGGGCAGGAUGAGCAAUGGCUCCUAUAAGUCACCUGGCCACCAAGUUCCGUCAUCCCCCAGUGGAAUGCCCAGGUCGCCCUCGUAUGGAGGCCCCAAAGCUGUCUCGUUCGUUAACACAAUGGAAAUAACGGAAGCACAAGCUCUGGGCACUCCAAGGGAGGACAUCCAACUGAAGACACCUCACAGUAAAAUUAAUGGACAGCCCAAAGGAAUUUCCAGAGUGGAGUGUCGACUAGGUUCAACGUCUAGUUCCCAAGGCACCCCCGUCAGCCCCGCUAGACACUCAAAUGUUAAGAAGGUUUCCGGAGUGGGUGGAACAACCUAUGAAAUUUCAGUAUAAAUAGAAGUUCGUAAGAUAGAGCCAUCCUCAAACCCAGCCGUGAAACUAGGUGCACUGUGAAGACUCAGACAAUAAUACCAACAAGAAGAAAAAUAGGAGCAGCAGCUGAUGGAGUCAUUUCUCUUUUAUUUCACGGGGUUGUUUUUAAAAAACAAAAAUGAACUAUUCUCUCUCUUUUCUUUUGGCCAAAAACCAGCUGCAGCCUUAUUCUUGAAGGAAUAAACUUUGUACAGUUCAUUGGAACCUCUCUGGAACAGACAGUUGGGAACAGACCUAACCAUCUACCGAUGUAUGGCGCCACAAUUUCUAAGUUACUCUUGCUUUUGCAGAAGAGAAUGGAAAAGCCAUUGUGCGUUUGUCUGUCCAGCAAAUCCUGUCAUGUAGAUGUUGUGCUGUGGUCUAAAAGCAGUUCAUUUGGGUUCAGUGUUUCCCCCUGUCCCUUCAGGUUUGAUGGCAAGUAAUAUGAAGGAGCAACAGGGCUCAACAGCUAUCCAUGAUAAAUACUGGAUUCCUUGGAAGAGUAGGGUAUGUAGCAGUCUAUUACUCCCUUUCAGCAGUUUUCUGUGGGUGCAGAUGUUCCUUCAUCCGCAGUGGCUUAUUAUUCGUUUUGAGGGAGGAAGCAGAACCAUCAUUUCAUGCAUCUGUAUCUGCUUCCUCCACUGGAAUGAAUGGGAAAGCCCACACGCACAAGAAAUUCACUUCCAUACAUGAGCACGCAUAGGUCUCUGCAUUGGUGCAUGUGUGAGAGAAUGCCAACAAUUGCAUUCCUCUUCAGUUGAAGAGGGCCAGGAACCCAAGUGCCCUUCCGCCAUCUUGCAACCUUUUAGAGACUGCUCUAGGCACAAAGGAGGGAAAGGCGCAGUUCUUGGUUGUCCCAUUACCACUCUUGACCAUGUAUGAAAUUCUGGGCACACGAUGAAUUUUUUUAUUCAUGUACUAGGACAUUUACAUGAGUAUGGAACUUCCACUGGAUUCAUUGGGUGGGUUUUUCCUUAGCCGGACUUACUCAAAAGAAGAAGAAGAAAAUUAAAUAUUCCGAUGGUUAACCUAUUAUUAUAUACAGCUGUCCUCCCUCCUCCUCUUUUGUGCUCUGGGAGAUAGGCUGUAAUACAGUGUUUUGUCUUGCACUGAUUCAGUGUGUAUAAUCUCAGCGCAAGGUUGUUAUGAUCUGGUUAAAUUUGCUGUGUGUGUGUAUGUGUGUGUUGAUUGAUUGAUUGAUUGAUUGUGUGUGUUUGUCAGCCAAGCACAUGUCUGUAGAUGAUAAAUUUGCUGCCUGCUUGAUGACCAGUGAGUUUUCUACGAGCCCUAAAUAUUUUGAGACAGUUAGGUGUGUUCCGAUGCUUGCUUUCACUUUAACGGAAAUUCAUGCGGACUAGAACCGAAAUGAAUUUGGAGACAAAAAUCCUCAAGCAAGUUGUUUGCAAAAAUGCACCGUGGUUCUUUUCAGCAACAUCCAUCUCAGACACCGUUGGAUUUGGGGAUUUAUUUAUUUAUUUUAUUUUUUUAUUUUUUUAAGAGAAAUGAUGUGGGAAAGUGUUGCAUUUAGGAACUAGAUACUUUCCAUUAUUGCCUUAAAAUUCAUCAGCAAAGGUUAUGAGUUUAAAAAUUCAGAAGUAUUGCACCAAGUUGAAUUUUUUCAAAAGAGAAGUUUUAAAAGGAUCAGGAGGCUAAAAGCUGUAUUUCUACAAAAUGUUGUUUUCGCUCUCCUUGAAGGCCAAUCUAGAUGUGAAGUGGGGGCAGAGCUACACUUGCAAGCUGGGCAGUUGUCCAGGGCACCUACCUCAAGGGGACACUGCGCUGAGCUUGCGCAAGCUACACAACAUGUGAGGAUGGGGCUGUAGCUAGAGUUGCCAUGCCCCCCAAAAUUCCGGGUUCUGCCCAGAUUUUAAGCAUCUCACCCAGAUUGUUUAACCCACCCAGAUUCGCCUGGAUUUUAGCUUUCAUUUUUUUUAAAAAAAUGCUAAGCUCUCGCCCUUGUAGAAUGUGGAGCUAUGGAGCAAAACAUGCCGUCACUAUUUGACUCAGAAAUGAUUUUCAAGCUAAUGUACAUAAUAUGCAAAUUAGGCACCCAGAUUCGGAAAGCCGGAAUAUGGCAGCCCUCGCUGUAGCUCAGUGGUAGAGCAUCCACUCUGCACGCAGAAGGACCCAGGUUCACUCCCUGGCAGGAUCUCCAGGUUGGAGGGGGAAAGACCUCUGACUAGCAGCAGUGCUCUGGGGUUUCGGGCCGUGUAGACAGUACUGAGCUGGAUGGACCCAAUGAUCUGACUCAGUGAGGAGAUUCUCAUGAUCAGGCAAAAGCGGGCUAAGGGAGCCAAGCCCGCUUUUGCCUGAUCGUCUGCUCCCGCGGGAGCUGUGCGGCUCCCGGCAGCAAACCCUCCUAAUUCCCCUUCCCCUUAGACGAGGUUAGCGGAGUGAGCACUCCGCUAACCCCGUCUUUUUUAUCGUGUAUUGCUGCGGCGUGGCUCCAUGCCAUGGCAAUACAAAAGGAGGCCCCCGCCGCCGGGAGGCUGAAACAAGCCUCCUAGCCCUGGGGGUCUCUCCAGGAUGCCCCGCACACUCGCGCAGGGUAUCCUGGAACUUCCGGGGGACAUCCUGGAUAUCUGAUCCUGAACUUCCUGGAUAUCUGAUCCAGCUGCCCAGGGCUGUCUUGAGGAUCACCUGUGGGAGAGCAGCCCGCAAACCCUUUGAAGGCAGCUUCCUAUGCUCCUAACAGCGAUAAACCAACCCUGGGGAGCAGGCAUUGAAGUCACUCCUCACCCAGGGUGCUCUUUAUCCUCGGGCCAGCCCUGCAAGUGUGUGAGGUGUGUGUAGCAUAUUCUAUGGUUUAGAAUGAAUAAAUAAAUAAAUAACUUGGUGAGGGGAGGAUUGGAAGGAUCAGAGCACUGGGAAAGGAGAGCUAACCCUCCCCCCACCCCGUGCCUUUUGACACAUGACUGUUGCCCUCUGAACCUGCCCUGUGUGGGUGAAAAGUGGCUGGCUGACAUACUUUCUCCCCACCGGGCAAAUAGCCAGCUUGGGGAAGAGGACAUUUUAAUAUCAUGGAAGAAAAAUCAGUUUCCUUUCAAUGACAAUCCCAAGCAGAGCUGUUUUGUAUAUUGGUGUGUGUGUAUUUCAAAGGAGAUGUGAUGUGACAUGGGAAACUUAUGAUUAGGAUCCCCCACAUUUUGUCACAGGAGGCCGGUUGGAGCUCCUGAUUUUAAACAGCUCUAAUUUCAGGGACUGAAGGUUUUAUUCCAGCACUCCCAAUCCCUCUGGGUCCAGAUGUAAUGAGCAUUUCAGCAGACACUGGUUCCCUGCCGAUCCACAUAGAUGACAGCAGCCUGUCUGGUUUUUGCUGUCAGCAUGGCUGGUGUCCUUUACACAUUGUACGAGUGUCCUGGUAAGAAAAGAUAUUGGUGCUUCUCCCAGACACUGUCUGUUCUUCUGACUGACCACAGUAGCGCUGAUUCCAGAGUGCGGGAAAUUUCUGUGUGGACAAGGUCUUGAAUCCUUAUCUUGUCCCUCUUCAAUUUUAUUUAAAAGUCCUAUUUUGCUUGGGCUCCCAGUCUUCCCAAAUGAAAAGAUCUACUAGAGAAAAGAUAUCACAGUAGUGGAGCUUCCAUUGGGCAUGCAAAAGACCCAAGGUUCAAACCCUGGCAUCUCCAGGUAGGGCUGGGAGAGACUCCUGCCUGAAACCUAGGAGAAGCUGCUGCCAGUCAGUGUAGAAAAUACUGAGCUAAAUGAGCCAAAGGCCUGACUCGGUAUAAGGCAGCUUCUUGUGUUCCCAAGCUCCAGACAACCCCACAAACGCUUUCAUGGGAAUAGUGUGAGACUUCUUAUAGUUUGAUGGCACACAGCUCUCAAAACACAUUGUGACUUGAUUUCUCCCCCACCCUGCCCCCAGUAAUCUGUGUGUCCUUCAGCAACUGGCCCUGUUGUUUUUCCUGGGCUGAGGAGUCUAAUGGUGUGGUCGUUCUUCACAUUACAGUGUCAAGACCCAGAAGCACUCGUGUGCAUUGCUCCUGUGUUCUCAGAUAAGUGCCAAUGUAUUGUCUGAAUGAUUAACUCUAGGCCAAGAUUUCAGGAGCAUGUACAGACAAUUCACACUAUGUCCAGUCCCAAAACACUGUCUGAGGGGCAGGAGAGCUUUCCCCUUCUUCUCAGAGCCCAUUAGCAUAUAACACCCAUAAUCCUCCCAUUGGAAAAAAGGGUGGAAGGGUCACAGAAAUCCGGGAGAGCAUGGGUGCAGAUAUAUAUGCCUGCAUCACAUGUUUAUUAUUUAUGUAUUUAUAUGGUCCUGCUUGUUAUGCAGUAUGUCCACCUGCAAGAAUAUUAAAAACACAGAAUUGAAAAUGCAGAAAAAAGCAGCUGCAUGGCCAUUGCCGCUGAGGAUGGUGGGAAGUAUAGUCCUACAGCAGCUGGAGAACCUCAAGUUGGCCAUUCCUGCUAUAUAUCAAGGGCUGCAGAAAUCUACUAGUCUACUAGUCUGUGAUGAGUGAAAAAUGAUACCUGACAAGUAGAAAAAGUCCUGAUGAGCAAUGUACCAACAUAGCUUGAUGAGUAAAAUAUUUUGUCUGGCUGAUAAACUGAGCCAACAUUUCUUCACCCCUGAUGAUAUUGAUAAUAUAUGUGCAAUUCCUUAAGAAACAAGGGGCUUUGCAUACCUCAAAUUAACAAUCACAAAUCCCUGUCCCAGUAACACAGUCUAAAUUAUAUCGUGUUCAUAGCAUAGAGGUACCCUUUAAUGAGGCGGGGAAGAAAGAUGAGAGGAGCUUUCUAAAUCCCUGCUCAAACCCAUUAACAUACAGACACCAUAUGUAUUGAUUUGUAUAUUUAAAAAAUAAUGAUCCAAAGCAUCUAAUUGCCCAGUUGAGUUAGCCAUAGUGCAAGGGAUAAGGAGGACAUGUGCUGAAUGCAUCUGGGAGGCAUAUUAUUAGGUAUAGAUGUAAGACGGAUACAUGCACACACAAAUUGCAGACGGCAGCUUGUUACAUCUAGAGGCAAGACUCCUCUGGGAUAUGGAGAUACAUUUCAUAUUAAUAGGCUUAUGAUAGUCCUGAUCUUUCUUCUUUGAGGUUUGCAUUUAAAAUAGCCUGAAUGGCCUGAAGAUGGCAGUAAAUUAUUCAAAUCUUCCGGGAAGUCGGCGUCGACAGAUUACCAUAACCCGAACAUGGCGGAGGCACCCAGUUGAGUCCUAUUUCUGUCUGAAGUCCUGAUUUGAAAUAUAUUUACUUGUGAGUAAGACCCACAGAUAUCAGCAGGAUUUGUAUCUUUGUAUGGUGUGGAUUGGGUUGCCAGGUUGACUGUAAAGUUGUGCCAUUGAGUCGAUUUCGACUCCUGGCCCUCACAGAGCCCUGUGGUUUUUUCCUUUGAUAGAAUACAGGAGGGGUUUCCCAUUGCCUCCUCCCACGCAGUACCAGAUGAUGCCUUCCAGCAUCUUCCUAUAUCGCUGCUGCCCGAUACAGUACCAGCGGGGAUUCGAACCAGCAACCUUUCUGCUUGUUAGUCAAGCAUUUCCCCACCGCACCACUUAAGGUUGAAUGCAGGAAAAUGAAUAUAGGAAGCUGCCUUAUACUGAGUCAGGCCAUUGGUCUAUCUAGCUCAGGAUUGUCUGCCCUGACUGGCAGCGGCUUCUGUGCAGGCAAGAAGGGUGGGCCAGACAGGAGAAGCCACUGCCGUCUCAUCUUCUGAUCAGCAGUGGAUUUAAAGGGGGGGGGAGUCUCCAGGUUGCAAAGUCGGUAACUUUAUUUUUUGAAUCAGAGUCAUUGCAUUCAGUCCCAUGUGGGUGCCAGGGUAAGGGUCAGUGAUCCCUCUAAUAUAUUUUUUUCAUCUCUGUGCGGAAUGAGUUUUGUUCUGGGUGGCAGUAUCAUGGCAAUGUGUGCACAUGUGCAUUCAGAAUGGGGCCUUCCUAAUUAAACCUGAGCGGGAUCUAAAAUGAACUGAGCAGACAUCAGAAAACUUGUGAGCGUGUGCAUGUGCGUAUGCCUUAGCGGGCGGGAAAAGUGGUUAGGGUGUGUAACAGUGCUGUCACAUCUGUGGAGCAAGAGCUGGCUUAUUGCACCCUAAUAAAACAGGGUGGUUAUAUCCCAUAAUAGUUUACAAUUCAUCUGUGCCAGUUUGACUCCCUCAGAAUUAGAUCCCAUAGGGUUUGUCUUCACCAAGGUGAUUGGAAAACCUAGGAAGGACUGCAUCUCUCAAUAUCAAUUAGCUCCCUUGAGCGCUGACAAUAAAACCAGUUGAAUUUAGGUGGAGACAAAACUGAGUGGAGGGGGUCGGUCACCUCUCUUUCCUUAUUCUCCUCUUCCUGAUAUUGCCCCGCUGAACACGUAGAUGCUGGAGUACAAGGCACCCAAUGAUGCAAAGCUCAGUUCAAAACACUCUGUUCACACAUCUUCACGCCACCCUAAAUAACUCGUACCAACUGGGAAAACAGACGUCUAGUCCAACUCAAGGAAAUCAUGGCUCUCACCCAGGUUCUCUCUCUAGCUUCUGACUGGAUAAAAUAAAGAACAAACUUAGUCUGCUUCCUGGAUCCUGAUGAGUAAAUUAGGAGUAGGUGCUUAUGGGAUCACAUCACAGCAGAAUCAUGCUGAGGGUGUCUCUGUAUCACCUCUUUCUUCCCACAUCCGCCAUGAAUUCUAUUUUAUGAUCAGGAUAGACACAACUGCAUUAAAGAAUCCGCAACAGGCAAAUAUGUUUAGUCAUCCUCUAUUUUGUUUCCUCUGUGCUUCAAACAACCUCCAACGUCUCCACCUUGCUUAAGAAACAGCUAUCAUUUUUUUAUUGUGCCCCCAGGUUCCCCUCUGUCUCUCAAAGAACUCUGUCAUUUCACUAACAAGAUCACUGAUUUCUUGUUGGAUGAGCUGCAGUUUUAUACCUUGAAUUUGCUGUAUGGGAAGAAAAGCUGAGAUUUCUGUCAUGACAUGUGUUUUAUAUUUGCAACAAAAUGAAAAGAGGGUUGUUUUGUUCCGUUUUGAACUUGAAGCCUUAACAUUUUACGUCUUUGUCUGGAUCACAGUGGCACGAGGACAUGAUUAAGAGUCACUCCAUGUGCUAAAUUCCGGCUUGAGUUUAAUACCAGAAUUUGCCCUGAUAUGCUAAAAAUUUGGUGAGGAAGACAAAAAGAGGGGCUUUUGCAGUGUUAAGGGAGGGAGAAUAGAGCAUUCCUUAGGGAUGUAUAUUUUCAUGGGAAUGGCUGAUAAGGUUUCAGAGAUGUCUUCAGAGGUAUCAAAGAGAUUUCCAAAGCCUUUAUUGCUUUGUAUAUACAAAUGGAAAUCAACUACUCUUUCUUUUGUUAGAUAACCUCAACUGUAAAAACUAUGCAGAUGUAUGCUUUAAUGUCGAAAAUCUGAUAUGCAGCAAAGUUGGCUUUCUUGGAAAAGCGAAACCAGGGUCAUGUAAAUAUUUGCCCAGGAUUAUUGUAUGGUUGGGAGCCUCUCUAGGUGAGGACCACAGAAGGACGAAUUUCAUGGUGGCCAUUGCACUGCUUGGUUGGUCUACUUUGGAGCCGAAAGACAGACAGACAAAACUGACUGAAAGAUCAGAGGUAAAUGUUGCUCUCAAGUGCACUGUUCGAGAACCUUGUGUUGAGAUAUCUUUAACAGUCUCUAUUUCACCUGUUCUACUACCUUGACUUUUUGGAAUGUAUCUGUGCAGGCUUUGUGGAGCUCCUGUAAUUAUCUGUCUGUAAUUCUCAUUUCUGUGGCUCUCAAUACAUAUGUAUAUAUUUUUCAGA
Molecule: messenger RNA, 10537 nt
Organism: Hemicordylus capensis (graceful crag lizard)
Lineage: Eukaryota; Metazoa; Chordata; Lepidosauria; Squamata; Cordylidae
Gene: ZDHHC8
Product: zinc finger DHHC-type palmitoyltransferase 8
Exons: 13
Coding region: 502-2823 (773 amino acids)
Biological process (GO): protein palmitoylation
Molecular function (GO): palmitoyltransferase activity
Source: RefSeq, a predicted model, not a curated record